AUGAACAAAACACCUUACCAAAUGUUUUACGAGGAGUUCUAUGAAAAGUUUGUAUCCGGAUGGAAUUGUACAGAGUGCUACAGAAGAUAUAAAGAAUUUGCGAAGGAGAAUGAAUUCUUUGCAUGUAGUUCAAAUGUAUUUGGUGGCAAGAUGAGAGAAUUUGUGAAGAGAAGUAGAAAGCGAGACGGUUCUGCAAGAAGUUAUAUUUACGAAGCAAGUAUGAUAUUAGAAGGUCGUGGAAAGAAAGAAACAGUGAAUUAUGAGGAAGUGCUUGAAAAAUUCAUGGAGUACAUGGGAAGCAAUAUAACAUACAACAAAGACAUAUACAGUGAGUUUAAGUACUACUGUGAACAGCAUGAGAUUGAAGUAAUGAGUAAAGGAGAUUUUGAAACGCUUAUGAAAGACAGUAAGGAGGUCGUUCAUGAGAACAGUGUUGAAAUAGUUCAUGAGAACAGUGAGGAGGUCAUACAUGAGAACAGUGAUGAAAUAGUUCAUGAGAACAGUGAGGAGGUCAUACAUGAGAACAGUGAUGAAAUAGUUCAUGAUGUCGUUCGUGAAGAAGCCAUUGCAACAAAGAAUGAGAUAAAGGAUUUCAUAGAACUUAACAAGGAGGAGUUUAAAGAAGGCUAUGAAGUGAAAAGAUGUGAAGAAGAUUUCUUGGCGUAUUUGAAGAAAAAGAGACUAAAGCCAAUGGCUCAAAAUAAGUUUCAAUCGAUGUUUGAAAAGAAACGUUUGAGCUAUGGUGGUGUAAGAAGCACAUAUUACUUUGUUAAGAAGUGA
Molecule: messenger RNA, 780 nt
Organism: Trichomonas vaginalis G3
Lineage: Eukaryota; Parabasalia; Trichomonadida; Trichomonadidae
Exons: 1
Coding region: 1-780 (259 amino acids)
Source: RefSeq, a predicted model, not a curated record